Molecule: messenger RNA, 1348 nt
Organism: Scylla paramamosain (green mud crab)
Lineage: Eukaryota; Metazoa; Arthropoda; Malacostraca; Decapoda; Portunidae
Product: ATP synthase mitochondrial F1 complex assembly factor 1-like
Exons: 8
Coding region: 168-1037 (289 amino acids)
Biological process (GO): mitochondrial proton-transporting ATP synthase complex assembly
Cellular component (GO): mitochondrion
Source: RefSeq, a predicted model, not a curated record
AUCCCCGAGGCCCGAGGGCGCGCGCGUCAUGUAAACAAAGUACAAACAUACUCCCACAGUCCCACAGCCUGCCCUACACGACCCCAGCAAACACACAAGAACAAGCUAUAGAGCUACAUCGUCGCUAUACCCUUACAACUACAAGCUAUAGCAAAGUGGUGUUUGUAAUGCUUGGUGUGGCUCGACGAUUGUGUGCUGCAGGACAGACAGCAGUGACCGUCAUGAGCAAACAGCCAGUCAGCACCUCCAGCUAUGCCAUGGUAAAGGCCAUCGAGGAGUUGGAGAAGAACCCAUACUUUGGAAAAUAUGCUGCCAAGAUUGCAAAGUUUCAAAAGGAGUCUCCAAAAGAAUUCCUUGAAAAGUUUGGCAAGAAUAAGGAGGUGAAGGAAAGUGAGCCGGGAGGCCACAGCUUCACCAAGGUGGCAGAAAAAGGCAAGGAGGUGGCACCCAAGAGUGCCUAUAGCUUUGCUCCUCAGAAGAAACUGGAGAGCAUCUUGAAGACUGACCUCCUGCAGGGAAAAACUAAUCAGGAAGUGGCUUAUAUUUGGACCGAGCACUUCCGCCAGAAGGAUGCAGUGUGUGGGAUAAUCUCUGUUGAGACAUACGAUAAACUGCAUGAAGUGGCCAUGAAAUAUUCCUGUUUUGUGCUCCCCCUGCCAAGAGACAAGGGUUAUGAAUUCAUCGUGUUGCAGUUUGCUGGUCAUGAAGUCCAUUUCACUUCACUUGUAAACUAUCAGGCAUACAAAGAGAAUGCCCCAGAAUGCCUCACACUGGUCCACUACCCUGACCUGAAGGAGGAGAGAGGCAUUGUGCUAAUGCAUGGCGAGUAUAACAAAGACAUAUUGAAUGCUUUUGAGGCCCAGUUUCUAGUAAAUCAACUUCAGCUGUACUAUGGCAGUGGCGACAAGGAACGAACAGCGUUACUGGAAAAGUUUCACCAAAGUCCAGACCAGUUCAAGCACAUGGAGCUGGUGGAGCACCUGGAGAAGCUGGAUCUUAGUGUGCUCUCAAACAAAUCUGAGAAAGAGCAACAAUAAAAAAAAAAGGUAAAGAGAUUAGACUGAAGAGUUCAUUUUAUCUUCCUCUAUUGGCAUUUCCCAUUUUCAUAUGGGGUCACAUCUCACUGGUAUCUCCACCAGUUGCAGUCCACCACCUGCUCCUCCUCCAGCUACCUCUCCCUGAGGUCCUUCUUCAGUCUGUCCCUCCAGUGCAGCUUUGGUCUUCCUCUCCUAUGCCUGCUCUGCACCGUCAUUUCCUUUAAUAUCCUCCCCACUUAUUCUUCAUCUCUUCUCUUCACUGAAGAGAUCAUUUAUGUAAUAUGUAAAUACAAAUAUACAUCUACUUGACA